AUGGCUGAGGACCAAUCCAGAGUUUCGUUUGCCCCGAGCAGCGGCAGCAACACAGAUAUCUAUGGCUUUCCACCCGAAACCUUCACCACCGAGGACCUGCCCGACUUCGACACAAAAUUCCUUGACGACGCCGACCUCGCCGCCUUCGUACACGCCCUCCAGGCCCCCGAUCCUCUGCAGACCCCCGACGACACGACAUCUCUGCGAUCCCCGGGCCUGAGGAGCACCAGCUCACUUGACGUUACUAAGCGAGGGUCCGUCUACGAAUAUAGAGAUGACCCGCAGGCUGUUGCGGCGGCUGCUGCCGCAGCCGCCGGCGAAGUCACGGCGCCCGGUCCGGCGCUUGGCCGCUCCUCUGGCAACGGCGGCGCGUACAACGGCUCGACGACCCAGCACAACAUGUUCAUCACGGCGCAGAACGACUGGGCGCCCGUGAACCAGAAGAUACUUAAAAGGGGAUCCCGCAGGCGGAGGAACAGGGCCAAGGGCGCCGCCGAGACCCUCCUAGGCACGCGCACCAAAGAUGAGACUCGCGAGGGCAUCUUCUACGCCCUGCUCAAGUGGCCAAUGCUCUUCUUCGUCGCCGCCUGGCUCUCGGGCUUGGCAAUGACGUACCUCUACACGCGGCUGUAUAUCUGGGUCUACGAGCACUUUGUGACCUGGCGCGGCACGCGGGAAAGGCUCCGUCGGAGCAUGCGCCGGACCAACAACUACCGGGACUGGGUUGUGGCGGCCAAGGAGCUGGAUAGCUACCUCGACCGGCAGCGCUGGAAGGAGGAGAACGAUUUCGCCUACUACGACUCCAAGACGGUCAAGCGGGUGUGGGAACAAAUGCGCAAGUGCAGGCAGCGGGCCGAGGCGCAGGAGAACGGGGAAACCGACGACCAAGGCCAGAACAAGCCCCAGGGCAGACCCGCUGUCGAGGAGCUUCAUGCCCUGCUGUCGGCUUGCGUGAAGAGCAACUUUGUCGGCGUCGAGAACCCUAGGCUGUACAGCCAGACGUAUUAUGGCACCAAGAACCUGGUACAGAACUUUGUCGACGAAGUUGAGAGGAGCAUCAAGUUCGUCCUUAACACGAAGCAGCUGUCGAUGGAAGAGAAGCGGUCCAUCUUCAAGGGCAUGCACACCAACUACGGACGGACAGCUCUUUGCCUUUCUGGCGGUGCGUCAUUCGCUUACUACCACUUCGGUGUCGUCAAGGCUCUCCUCGAGGCUGAUCUUCUGCCGGACGUUAUCACCGGCACUAGUGGCGGCGCCUUGGUCGCUGCGCUGGUUGCGACCCGCACCAACGACGAGCUGAAGAAACUGCUCGUCCCCGCGCUCGCCCAUCGCAUCACGGCGUGCCGCGAGACAUUCUGGACCUGGAUCCCCCGCUGGUGGAAGACGGGCGCUCGCUUCGACUCGGUCGACUGGGCCAAGCAGUGCAGUUGGUGGACUCGGGGGUCAAUGACCUUCCGAGAGGCCUAUGAGCGGACAGGCCGUAUCCUGAACGUCUCCUGCGUGCCCGCCGAUCCGCAUUCGCCCACUAUUUUGUGCAACUACCUCACCAGCCCCGACUGCGUCAUCUGGUCGGCCGUGCUCGCAUCCGCCGCCGUGCCCGGCAUCCUCAACCCCGUUGUGCUGAUGAUGAAGCAGCGCGACGGGACGCUGGUGCCCUACUCAUUCGGCCACAAGUGGAAGGACGGUAGUCUGCGCACCGACAUCCCGAUCAAGGCACUCAACCUGCAUUUCAACGUCAACUUUACCAUUGUCAGCCAGGUCAACCCGCACAUCAACCUCUUCUUCUUCUCAUCCCGCGGGUCCGUCGGGCACCCGGUCACGCACCGCAAGGGUAAAGGCUGGCGUGGCGGCUAUGUCAUGUCAGCAGUUGAGCACUAUCUCAAGCUCGACAUGACCAAGUGGCUUAAGUUCAUCCGGCACGCCGAGCUGCUGCCGCGACCACUGGGACAGGACUGGUCCCAGCUCUUCCUGCAGACGUUCAGCGGCACCAUUACCAUCUGGCCCAAGACGGUGCCGUCGGACUUUUAUCACAUUCUCUCGGACCCGGACCCGCCGCGGCUGGCGCGCAUGAUUCAUGAGGGCCAACAGCGCGGGUACCCAAUUCUGAAAUUCGUGGGAAACCGCCUGAAGAUUGAGAGGCUGAUUGAGCAAGGGCGGCGGGCAACGAGGCCGUGGGCCCGGAGGGGCAGCAUCGAGACGAUCCUGAGCGAGGACGACCUCAGGAGCCUGCUCAUCUCGGGCAACACGGACAUUGAGGACGAGACGACGGACGCGGAGGGGGAGACGAUGCUGGAGAAUGAGGAGAACGAGGAGGCUAUUGUUGACGAAGAGGAGGAAUACAAAGACGAGGGAAGGGGGAGGCACGAAAACGGAGACAGGACAGAGUAG
Colletotrichum graminicola M1.001 is the source of this 2388-nucleotide messenger RNA. Its product is annotated as patatin-like phospholipase. The record is from RefSeq and is a predicted model, not a curated record. Bases 1 to 2388 code for a protein of 795 amino acids. NCBI's taxonomy places the organism in Eukaryota, Fungi, Ascomycota, Sordariomycetes, Glomerellales, Glomerellaceae. Gene Ontology annotation, molecular function: triacylglycerol lipase activity. The transcript has 2 exons. Gene Ontology annotation, biological process: lipid metabolic process.